Messenger RNA from Trichomonas vaginalis G3, 603 nucleotides. RefSeq names its product small Rab GTPase. Gene Ontology annotation, molecular function: GTPase activity; GTP binding. The record is from RefSeq and is a predicted model, not a curated record. Gene Ontology annotation, biological process: regulation of exocytosis; protein secretion. The transcript has a single exon. The coding region runs from base 1 to 603 and encodes 200 amino acids. Lineage: Eukaryota; Parabasalia; Trichomonadida; Trichomonadidae.
AUGUCAAAUGAUUAUGACUUACUUUUCAAAGUGUUAAUUGUUGGUGAAUCUGGCGUUGGAAAAAGUUGCCUUUUACUCAGAUUUACGGAAGAUUUGUUUAUCGAGAAUUAUAUUUCUACAAUCGGCGUAGAUUUUAAGAUUCGUACUAUUGAACAAGAGGGAGCAAAAGUAAAAUUACAAAUUUGGGAUACAGCAGGCCAAGAACGGUUUAGAGCGAUCACAAAAAGUUAUUAUCAUGGUAGUAAUGGUAUUGUAGUUGUUUAUGAUAUAACAGACAGAAAAACAUUUGAAAAGAUAAGUGACUGGUUUGAACAAAUUAAUACUUCAGAGCCAAAUGAAGAUUCAUGUAAAAUUUUAAUUGGCAAUAAAUGCGAUUUAAAUGAAUCACGUCAAGUCUCCCUUGAAGAAGGAGAACAGCUCGCCCGUGAUUACAAUGUACCGUUCAUGGAAACUAGCGCAAAAGAUUCCAUAAACGUUGAUAACUUGUUUGAUUUGAUGGCAAGAGCCAUGCGCGAGAAAAGCGGUAAAUUUACUACCGGAUCUUCAAAUGGGAACGUCUCUCUUAAAAAGGGGCAAUCCAUUGGUAAGAAAGGCUGCUGUUAA